AAAGAAUUAGACAACACGACAUGGCACGAAGUAAAAAUGAAAAUUAGAGAAGUCCAAUCCGAGCAGCAUAUGUGUAUCGAUAAAGAGCAAUUGACGGAAUUAGAUAUAUAUCAUCGAAUUUUGAGAUUUAAAAACUAUAUGGUCGCUUUAAUGAACAAAAACCUUCUACCUGUCAAAUUCCAUCUUCCGCUAGUUGGAGAGGUUACUACCCUGAGCCGUGGAUUGCUGUUUAACAUACAUGUAAUACUAUUCAGUAAGUAAAAUAAAUUUGUAAUAAUUUAAAGUGUGUCCACUUUCGAAUAACGAUACUCGUAACAAAAAGAGUAUGUAUGAUAGUGUAUGUCAUAUUCACAUACAAAAUAAACUAAAUCUUAUCUUAA
Molecule: messenger RNA, 380 nt
Organism: Rhagoletis pomonella (apple maggot)
Lineage: Eukaryota; Metazoa; Arthropoda; Insecta; Diptera; Tephritidae
Product: autophagy-related protein 9A-like
Biological process (GO): autophagy of mitochondrion; protein localization to phagophore assembly site
Cellular component (GO): phagophore assembly site; autophagosome
Source: RefSeq, a predicted model, not a curated record